This is a messenger RNA of Chaetomium fimeti, 1498 nucleotides long. RefSeq names its product PPPDE putative peptidase domain-containing protein. Gene Ontology annotation, biological process: protein deubiquitination. Gene Ontology annotation, molecular function: deubiquitinase activity. The coding region runs from base 423 to 1187 and encodes 254 amino acids. The record is from RefSeq and is a predicted model, not a curated record. The transcript has a single exon. NCBI's taxonomy places the organism in Eukaryota, Fungi, Ascomycota, Sordariomycetes, Sordariales, Chaetomiaceae.
CCCAGGUCUGGGAGCCUGCCACAAGGCGUCGUCACAGACCUGCCUCAUCUUCAACAUUGGCAAUAAUCACUUGGUUGACCUCCAUCAUCUUCAACAGAUUUGCUCCGAUAAUAACUAUCUCUGAUCUGUAGAAGUCAGUCGACUAUCAAUACCGGCUCUUAAUCUCGACUAAUCGCAUUCUCCGCCAUCGCCUUUCCCGACAUUAUCUUCUCCUCGGAGCAUCCAUUUCCCCGUCUUUGUCCCUGCGUUCGCUGCAAGUUGGCAGCCUGGCCACCUGAUGAGCUUCCAACAACACCACGUCUAACCCGCAUCUCCGCGUGUCUUUGACAUCAAUCAGUUAUCGACACAUCACCCCCCUCCUCCGACCGCUAGCAACCUUCCCAACCUCCCACCUCCAACACAAACCCACCACACCACCCACAAUGCCGAACCCGACUCGAAAACACCAAAAGAAGCCCUCGCGGUCCCGGUCCCACCGCUCGACGCUCUCCCUCCAAAAGACCGAGAUCCUCAUCCACAUCUACGACCUGCUCCCCCCGGGCCGCAUCUCGACCGUGCUCUGGCACAUGGGCACCUCGCUGCUCCACUCGGGCGUCGUGAUCAACGGCAAGGAGUACGCCUACGGCGGGCACGACCGGCGGGGGCUGACGGGGGUGUACUGGACCAAGCCGCGCACCGAGCCGCCCGGCGGCACCUUCCGCUGCGAGUACCUGCACGGCUUCACGCUGGCCCCGCUGGCCGAGGUCGAGGCCAUCAUCCGCGAGGCGUCCGAGGAGUUUCUGGGGACGGGUUAUAAUCUGUUGACGCGGAACUGCAACCACUUCACGUCGUUUCUGUGCGAGCGCCUGACGGGCGAGCCCGCGCCGGGGUUCCUGAACCGCGCCGCGAGUAUUGGCCUGGCGCUGCCCUGUGUUGUGCCGAAGGAGUGGAUCGAGGUGCCGGACUUUGAUGCCGCUGACGGUACGGCGCUGGAUGAGGACGACGAGGGGGAUGAUAGCGAGCGGGUGAGGAUGUUGAGGUCGUCUGGUGAUCAGCCGCGGUUGGUUGGCCAGGAGGAUCGAGAACCGAGCAUGGAGUGGGAUAGUGAUGAGGAGCGCCAGCGGGGUGGCAAUGGCAAGGGGAAGGCGCCGGUUAGGGACUCGGCGGGGAGGAUGCUUCCUCCUGCGGAACGAGCGCCGACUAUGUGAUGCUCAGUCAACUUUCUUACUUCUCUUCGGGCAUUGGGUUGGAGUUUGGAUGGGGUCUUUGGGGGCAAUUUGAUGUGUGAUACCACGGUUACCACGGUGGGCUGGGCCACUACCACGGCCGGCGUUUGAGGGUGGUAUAACGGUGCUUGUUUUCUCGGGUAAUCAGGGUAGGAUGGAAGACCUUUGGGUUCUGGGGGGAUGGGAUGGAGCAUACCUGGUAGUAAACCUUAACCUGAGAUGAAGGAAAGAACCUAGAAUUCGUCAUUUUUACCAAGUCUUCUUGAGAGUUGCACCUUGAAAGCGAAGUCAAG